Molecule: messenger RNA, 18270 nt
Organism: Plasmodium gonderi
Lineage: Eukaryota; Apicomplexa; Aconoidasida; Haemosporida; Plasmodiidae
Exons: 1
Coding region: 1-18270 (6089 amino acids)
Source: RefSeq, a predicted model, not a curated record
AUGAAAAAGGGAGAAAAGGGGAACCCCAAGGGGGAACCCCCUACGAUGGUAUACAUGCAAAUUUAUCAAAAAAUGUGCAUGUACUAUGAAUAUGCAAUUAACGAAGAAGAAAGGAAAAAUAAAAAGAUUUUAAAAAAGAAAAAAAGCAUGAAAGAAUUGAAGCAAAUACAGAAUGAACUUGUCGAAUUUUUUGAUGAGAACAUGGAAUUGUUUGCAAAUCCAUUUCAUUUUCUUCAGUAUGAAGAAGAAGAUGUAAACAAAAACGAGCUGAGAGAUCAUUUGUUAAAUAAUUUUUCAUACUUGUUGAGUUAUAUGGAAGACAUAAUUAAAUGUUCUGUCAUGCUAAAUAGAAAUGCUUAUUACAUAUGCUGGAUAUUUAAUGAAGUAUUCCAAAAUAUUCGCAAUGAUAGCAUAAAAAAUGAACUCACGAAAUCUGCAUUUAUAUGCGAAGUUUUUAAAGCAUGUAUAGAGAAAGAAAAUUUAAUUGUAAUGAUAUUUUUUAACAUUCUGAACUAUUUAAACAAAAAUGAAAAGGUUGGAGUUACAACUAAACAUGGACGUACCAAAUCAUCCUCCAGAAAUGAACACUAUAGUGAAGAGAAUGAAGAAAAUUUAACAGACAGUGAAAUGAAGAAAAAUGAUGAAGAGGGUGAUCCAACGGACGCUGAUGAUGAUGAUUUGAAGACAUCCACUGUUAGUAGCUCAUCAUCAAACAGUUCUAUUAGAAGUAUGAACAUGUCAAGAAUUACAUCAGGAGAAUAUAAUUCAAGUAACAAAAUUAACGCUGAUAGAUUUUCCUUGUACAUAUUAACCCAGUUAACAGAAAAUGAUUUUGUAGAAAAUAUAUUUACAGAGAUUGAGAAAAUUUUAAAAUUCUUAAUUAAAUAUGAUGAUGUUUGUGACAAAAUUGAUUAUGUGUUUAAUUACAAAACGCAUAAAAUUAAUAUCCUCUUUAACCUUGUCGAUAUCCUUUUUCUCUAUUUUGCAAAAUUUCAAGCUAAUAUUAAUGACAUAUCCAGAAUUUUUAAACUUCUUAACCAUAUUGUCUCCUCUAAAUAUUUCGAUUUUAUACCCACUGAUCACUAUGUUAAGGAAUUGGAUAACAUGCUAUUUCUCCAAGCAAGGAAGAAGAAGAAAAAAUUCUUCACAUAUUUGAAAACAGUUAGAAAUACAAAGUUUGUUACACAGAUGGAGGAGUACUAUCGCCUCGAUAUACCCAUCUUCCCAGAGGUUCCAGUUGUCAACACUGCAUCUGUGCAGUCCCCACCAGUUGAGAAUCUUCAAACAACAUCGCAAUUGCAGCAAGUCUCUCAAUCACAGGAAACUUCUCAACUUUCAGGAAGAGGCACUAAUCCAUUUGAGAGUCAGCAGAUGGCCAUGAAUUCUACUUCAGCUGGAGGUUUGGGAAAUGCAUCCAAUUUAUCAUUCCCACGGUCUAGUGGCAGCAUGGGGAUGAGUCUCGGUGUAAAUAAUGUCCCUUCAAAUAAUGCUCUUUCAAAUAAUAUCGGUGCAAAUAAUGUCGUUACAAAUAGUAUCGGUUCAAAUAAUACCGGUGCAACAUUUAUGAGCGGCGCAAAUGGUCCCUCUAACAAUAAUGCAUCCCUAUCGAUGAAGAACAACUUAAUGGGAAGUAAAAUGCUUGAGUGUACUUCGAAUAUUGGGAGUAACCCAUUCCAAAGGACGAAUUCCAUGGGGAACAUUCCAAAUAUACUAAUAAAUGGAGAAGAGAAAAAGAAAAAUGAAGAUGCAAAUAACGUGUUCAGAUCUGCGAAUAUAGUAGAGGGCGACACGAGUGGAUUAAGUGAGGGGAGGGGAGGUAUACAUAGCUUCAAUGAAUUGAGCAACAUACGAGAUUAUAGACAAAAAAUGUAUGAACAUCAAAGUGAGAAACUUAGAAACAAUCAAUACAUGAACAAAUGUUUAGAUUGUAUGGGAUAUUGGUACAACUGCAACUGUAGUAUGAACGAUUUUGACAAAUCAAGUUUAACAUUAACUACGCAGAUUAGUCUAUUAUUAAUAUUAUGCUUACAUCCAAACAUAGAAAAGUAUGUGUAUGAAAAGAAAAAAAAUAUAAAUAUAGAUAAUGCUUCACCAAGUAAGGAAGAUGUAAAUUAUUUAAUCGAAUUAAAGAAAAAAAAAAUUAAUUUUCAUAAUUUUUACAUUCCUGACACAUGGAAAUAUAACUGCAUGAGUUCAGUAAAAGAUUUGAAACAUUUAAAUAGCAUAAAAAAUACAUAUUCUAUUAGUUCUUCUUUUAUUAACGAGAAUAUUUCCUAUUACUACUCUUUCUUCACUAAGAUAAGUGAAGAGGCAAAGAAGAAAAAAAAAAAUUCAAAGAAUUUUGAAAGAGUAAUGAAUCAAAAGCAAGAAAGUCAAGAAUCUCAGCUACAAAAAGGGGACGAUUUUUGGAAUUGUGAAAACACAUCAGAAAUAAGCAAUAAUGCAUCUAACAUGAUUGACGCGAAUGUAAUUAUUCUACGAUUUGUUGUUAACCUCUUUACACAUAAUAAGGAAGAAAUAUUUUCUUCCAUUUUUGAAGAUAAUUUUUUUAAAGUGUGUUACAAUUCUAUAUUGAAAAGAAUAUCAAGUGCAACACUUAUAGGAACUUUAAUAUUUCAUCUAUUUCACAUUUUAUUCUCGUUCUCAUUUAUUAAAAAUUCACGCACUACUGAUAUGUGGAAUGCCUUUAUUGAUUAUCACAUUAAAAAAGAUUUUCAAAUUAAGAGGAAGAAAAAGGGAGAUGAAUUAAAUGACAGAGAAGUAGAAGUAAGACGAAUGAGUAGUAUAUCACCAUAUGUACCAUUGUCAGGAGGAAAAACAGAACUUGUUGAUGCUGUUAAUGUUGAUGAUGUUGUUAAUGUUGAUGAUGUUGAUGAUGAUGUUGGAAUGCUAAAUAUAAAUGGAGAAAUUGAACUAAUUGAUGAAGUAGCAGAUAUGUAUGAUCAUAAAAUAAGGCAUGAUCAUCGUGGUGGUUACAUAACUUCAAGGAGAAUUUCACGAAAUGGUGGAAAUAAUAUAAUAUAUAUAUACAAAAGAAAAGGAGAAUAUAUCAUUGAUGUGUUAAAUUACUUAAAAAUUAUUUGUAAUAAUUAUCCCAGGCUUGUUAAAAAAUAUGUUUGUAUAUUGAAAAAUGUAAUAAAUAGAUACCACUCUAGAAUAAUGGAAUUUUCACAGAUAGAUGAGACCAUUUAUCAUCAUAAUUUGGUAGAUCAUCAUCAAGUUAGUGAAUAUGAAAAUAACAAAGGGAGUGUUGAUGUCGGUGUUGGUGGUAAUUGUAGUAGCGAUUUUGAAAAAUUUUACUCAGUAAAGGAAAAUAAAUUUUUGAAUAUAAAUGAAGAAAGGAAAAUGAUUAUAAUGAAAUACAAGAAUUUAAAAAUAAUAGCAGAAGAAAAAAUGAAAAUUUGUUUAGAUUUUUACUCAGAUGUCUUUGUUAAUGUGUUAGAUUUUGCAUCUGUUUUAUGUAACAAUUUAUACGAUCUGAAAAUAAUUGAACAUGUCGUACUUUGUUUUAAAACACCACUUACAGCUAAUUUAAAUAUUUUUAAUUUAACGAAAAAAUUAUAUAGUCAAUUUGUUUCAGCGUUGAAUGGAAAAUAUAAUGAAUUCUCAAAAAUUGCAAAUAAACAACACAUUUAUGAAAAAACUAGAAAUAAUGAAAAAACAUCCAUUCAUUUCUUCGAUGAUAGGAACUUAAUCAGUUCUAACAAGUUUUAUAACAAAGAAGAAGCAUACAGAAAUGUGCUAAACAGCAAAAUAUUUUCCCAUACAUCUAUUGAAGAUACAAAAGAUUCUAUUCAUUUUCGCAUAAAUACUACGCCAACUCCUUAUGGUAUUAACAAUUCAGUCUCUGAAAAUCUGGAUAUUACUCACCAUAACGCAGGGAAACAAAAUAACAGUGCUUUUAUUACAUAUUUGUCACAUUUUAAAAUUCUUCUGCUUGAAAAACUCUAUCAGCAAAAUAAUUCUCUUAAGGGUAUACUAAAAAAUAACAAUGUUUUGGAAUAUUUACAGAAUAACAACAUAUAUCUGAACAAUCUUAUUAAGGAAAAUUCCUUGAUCGAAAAGCAUCUUCUUCAGAAGGGUGUGUUAAAGUACGACACAUCAAGGCAUGAUUCUUUCAUCAAAAACUUAUCUUUUCUGAGGGAUCAUAACGAGGCAUGUGUAAAGGAGGCCAUUCGAUUGUUGCAGGAUAUAAGCCAUGGAACUGAAGAGCUGAAACCUUUCGUGGAGUGCAAAUUGGCAACUGCCGACACAGCACUGAACGCGGUAAUGGGUUCUGCCGUAGCAUCUAACGCGGUAAUGGGUUCUGCCGUAGCAUCUAACGCGGCAAUGGGUUCUGCCGUAGCAUCUAACGCGGCAAUGGGUUCUACUGCAGCAUCUAACGCGGGACAGCCGAUGAGCGAACUUUUAGAAAAAAUUCUGGAUCAGGAAAAUUGCCUUGACUAUCUGCUAGCAGAAAACAAAUUAACGGAGAAUCUGUUGAGAGAAAAUAACUUCUUGAAAUAUGAAUUUAACAAAUACAAUGUAGUAGAUGCGCUAUUCAAAAAUAAAUUUGAGGAAAGCCAGUUAAAUAGACUGAAAAGUAUGAUUCUGAGCGAAUAUGAUGUAAAUGAAAUUUUAGCAUAUGAAGAAAAAUUUAAAAACCUAAUAAGUAAAAAUCAUCAAGGGUUAUAUAACAACAAAGAAGCUAUUAAAAUAUUUUUUGAUGAAAAUAAAAAUGCAAUAGAUUUUUUCAAAGACAAUAAAUAUAAAAUGCCAUUAUUUAAAGAUGAUUAUGAUGAUGAUAGUGGGAGUAUGAUGAAUGAAAGUAUUAUGAAUAGAGCCAAAAUAAUUUUAAAAAAUGAGUUACAAAGGGAGAAUAAAAAUAAGAAUAUAGAUGCAAGAUAUUUAAUAGCUAACAUUUUUGAACACAAUUUUUAUCCUUACAAUAGCUUGAUAAUGUUGGAAAAAUGUCUUCUUUUCCUAUCAUCAGUAAAUAACAACAAAUUGUGUUACUACCUCCCAAUUAAUAAAAAUUUGCUUAUAGAUUAUAUACUACUAGAACAGUACGAAGGAAAUAGUUCCAGCGCGAUGAAUGUUGAAAAUUUAAAAGCUGGAUUGAAAGAAAAUACAGAGUAUUAUGAACUAGAGGAUGAUAAGAAGUUAUUUAAAAUUAGAAAUCGAAAAUAUAAUAACUUAAUUUCUCUAAUAGAUACAAAAAAUAUGACAAAUACUACAAAUUUUAAAAAUAUUUUUAUUCAUAAUUUAAAUUUACAAAGCAAAAUAAAUCAAGAGAAGGAUAAAAAUAUAAAGAAGUACAGAACUAUGCACCUUCUUGAUAUCUUGUAUGAAAUUAUGAAGACAAAGUAUAAUUCUCAAAUUGAUAUUAUUAAUUUAAAAUGUUUAUGUAUAGAAGUUCUUUGUUCAAGUUUUGUCAAAAAUUCCUCAUCAGCCCUGUCCGUUUUAUGCACCUUAACAGAUGUAUUUCCAGAAAUAUUUUUCGAAGUUAUGAAAAAAUACAAUGAACAAAGUGACCGAGUGAAAAAGCAUUUUGAAAAGAUAGACAAAUUAGUGUCUAUGGGGUAUAUAAAAAAUGAUAAGUUAGAAAUAUUAGCAAAUAAUUUCACAUUUCCUUAUUUUAAUCUUAAAAUUAUUAUAACAUUUAUGAAAUGUGUUAAUUUUUUAAUAUAUAUGAUUGGAAUUAAGAGAAAAUUUAAUUUGUCUCUAACAAAAAUAUGGCAUUUUUUUAACAAUAUCGAUAAAAUUGAUGAGAUUGACAAAAAAAUUAGAAGAAAACAAAUGGAAGAGAACCAAAUUGGCCUCCAAAUGAAAAAUGGUUAUUAUAGCGAUCAAACGGGUGGUAGUUAUAUACGCUCUCGUGGUAACCAUAUUAAUCCAAGAAAAAGUUUCAAUGGAAAAGCAUCAAAAAAGGGAAGUAAUUACAUUUUCUUUGAUAUUUUUUUUAAUUUCGAUUUGUUUUUUGAUGAACUCUGCACAGACGAUGAGGAGGAUGAGGACGGACAGCAGAAGGGGAAUGACAAAGAAGAAGAAGAUGAAGAAGAAGAAGAAGAAAUGGAAGAUAAGCAGCUACAAGAAGCAAACGGGAGGACAAAUCGAGAUACACACCCAGGAGAUACAAUGAACAAUGAUAGAAAUGGACGAAAGAGAAAAAAAAAAAUAAAUAACAUUCAUGAGCAUCAUAUCAGUAGUAACAUGCAUAGGGGAAACAACAGUGGAGGAAAAAUUCCCACGAGGAACCAUCCGAUGGAAGGGCAAAACGAUGAGAUGAAUGAUGUUUAUGAAAAUUGUCUGAAAAAAAAACUAAUGAUUGAAGACCAAGAAAAGAACGUUUGCAAACAUUUAAUACUAUUGACAAAUUAUGUGGUGCAAAAUAUAUUUUACAAUCUUAUUAAUAAUUUCAUUUUAAAAAAAUUAAGAGACAAAAAAUAUGAAAAUGAAGAUCAACUAGAUGACAAUAUCAAAUUGGAGUUUUUUAUGAAUAGGCAAGAAAAUUCUUUAUUCAAAAGGAGAUAUAAUUAUUACAUGCAAAAGUCCAAAAAUUUAGAUACACAAAUUUAUAAUUUACAAAAUGAAAUUAACAUGAACACAUCUAACAUCCAUCAAAUUGAACAAGUCUUGAAACAAAAUAAUAUUCCUUUUGAACCCUAUAUUUUAUCGCAAAAAAUGUUUGACAAAUCCUUUGCUGAUAUUGCAAACUUUGGAGAAAAUUCCUUUUCUACUUCCCCAAGUUUUUUGUCGUCCAAUUUAUCGACAUCUCUCUUCAAUCAGGCUGCGAAGCCCAUCAAUGAUGGUGCUCCUUACCUCUUGAACUCCACAGCAAUUUCAAAUCAAUUCAGAAACAGUGCAGGAGGAGGAACUACACAAUUUAAUGAAAAGAUGGGAAAUUUAUUUAACAAUUCCUCCACUUCUACAUCAGUCCCUUUAACAAACGGAACAGGGGCUUCUCCAUUUUUAAACUCAGGAAAUUCAUCGACUAGUGCAUUAACUAUGGGAAAUGUCGGUGCAAAGCAGUCGGGGCUUUUGAAUCAGACAUUUGGAAAUAUUGGUGCAGCUGGUAGUAGUAAUAGUAGUAGUGGCUUAUUGGGAUCAUUAUCUAGUAAUACAAUUAGCAAUGCAACCGGAGGUGCUACCUUUGAUGGAAGCCAUUUUAGUGGAUACACAAAUCCACUUUCGACAUCCCCAAGUGGAAAUGCAUUACCCAUUGAAAAUACAAAAACGAUAUUCGAAUCAUCAACUAGAUGGGGUUCUGUUUCUCCAUCGCAUGCAGGAACUGCAGUGACUACAGCUGGAACAGCAUCUAUAGCAGGGUCACCCAGUUUUUCUUCCCUUAUAUCUGGUACAACAAAUAACAAAGUUGUUUCGGGACCCAGCACGAGCAGUCUUUUCAAUACUCCAACAAGUGCCCUAGUAACAGAUAACAUGGGUAAUAAACAAGUAAGUGGUUCGUUAUCAUCACUUUUUGGAUCCAAUCUUGGAUCCUCGAGUAAUUUGUUUAAUCCAGGUGUCGGUAACACUGGCAGUAACAGUGGUGGAUCAUUCGGGUUCAAUCAGGGCGGAGCUACAUCUAGCAAUUCACUUUUCAGCAUUAGCCCCACGGCAACUACAUCUGGGAGUUUAUUUAGGAACACAUCUAACCAGAUGCAGCAGACGCAGCAGACGCAGCAGAGUGGAUUAUCUUCCAACGCAGGAGGAAUAGGGAGGAGCCUCUUUGCAAACACAACUGAGAAUGCACAACAGCAGCAGCAAAGUAGCACAUUAUUUGGUGGUAGUAGUGUCACGUCAAUCCAGAAUAUAAAUUCGAUUCCAAAUGCAAGCAUAGGAUUUGGUAAUACAACCUCUGGUAAUAUAAGUAAACCUAGCUUAUUUACCCCAGUUAGCCAAAACAGCAUUUUCUCAAACAGUUCCUCCAUAGCAUCUGGAAGCAACACAUCUAACUCGUUAUUCAAUCCGAGUGGAAUUAUGACAAAUAAUUUAUCAAAUCCAGUUACUGGAAGUAGUGGGACCAUGUUUGGAAAUGUUGUAACUUCUAAUGCAACACAAAACAAAGGAUUAUUCUCUCAAGGAACAACAUCUCCCAUUAUUACAUCUGUGCAGAAUCAGAUAGGCAAUAAUUCUGGAACAUCAUCCAACUCCUUAUUCUCAUUUCAGAAUAAAAGCACGACAUUAUCUGGCACAAACACAGGAUUUCCUGCUUCUAACUUUUCAAAUAUGUUUGGAAAAAGUACAACAACAACAACAAUAACAACUCCUAUGUCAAAUUAUUCCAUUCGUAGUGAUAGUAGAAGUAAUAACGCAAAUAGUACCAGCCUCUUUGGAAUCGGAUUAUCCAAUACACCAAACAAUAGUACAAUGGGACAGAAUAGUUUGGGUUCUAAUAUUGGAGGUUUAGGCGUAACAAGCAGUCCAGCUAGCUUUUUUUCAAAUCCAGCGAAUCCACCUUUACAUCUAAACAAUGAGAGCACAUCUAAAAUGACGACUAUGUUUGGAAACACGAGUUCUUUUGCAUCUCCAAGUGGUAACACUUCCAUGUUUUCAAGUACAAAUCAGAUCAGUGGAUUAUUUGGCACAGGUGUAAGUAGUAGAGCUGGUAUUGGCAUGAACAGUGGUGUGAAUAUGAUAAAUUCUAAUCCAUUAAAUGGAAUUCAAAACCUUCUGAACGCAGGUUCAAUAGAAAAUAUGGAACAAUUAAAGAACUUUUAUGAAAACUUGAAACUGAAGACAAAUGGGUUAUAUGCAGAAGUAUACAAACACCGAUUAGAAUUAAAAAAAAAUGAAUAUAAUUUGAUGAAAGAAAAGAAAAUACAGAUAAUUAAAGAAAAUAAAUUACGUGAAGCAAAGAGCAGAUCGGACAUAAAUUUUAAAGAUAGCGAAAUGUAUAUUUUAAUAAUUCUAGUGUUUAUGUAUUUUAAACUGAUACUUAAGGGACCUUUGCCAUUAAAUGAUAAUAAUAAAAGUAUGAACAAAAUUAUGAAUGAAAGAUUCGAUUUUUCUUGUGAUUUUCGACCUACCAUGUAUCUCUUCAAUCAGAUAUUGGGUGAAUCUAACAAAUUUAUGAAUAUCUUUUUUAAUGUUAUUUUUCUGGACAAUAUAAUGCACGAAGAAAACAAGACUAUGCAUGAGAUGAUUCUAAAAUGUAAAAAUUAUGUUGAUUACAUUAGUGUGUGCACUCAAAGGAAGAAUCUUUUUCUAAAAAAGAAUCUGAAUGGAGGAGAGAGUGGAGCAAUUAACAGUAAUGGAAAAAUUACAAGCUCUGACAGUAGCACUGGUAAUGAGAAGUUCUCCACGUGUGAUGACUUUUCAAAAAAGAAUUUGUUCAGUUCUGCUACUUGUGAAGUGUACUAUGAAAAGAAGAUGCAAUACAUGCCAUGCUCUUACGCCAAAGGAUUUUAUAAUUCUCUAUUUUUAUACAAAAUCAAAGCAUUUGGGUUAAACAUUUUGAAGAUCCUGUUUGAGAGAGAUGUGCUGUUCAUUCACAUGUACACCCUUUGGAAGAAUGAAAAAAUGUUGCAUCAGAAAAUAGGGAAAUUUCAUUUCGAUGUCAAUUUUGUGGAUAACAAUUCGUUAAAGAAUGAAGCGAAGAAUGAAUCGAACAACCAAACGGGGAAUGAAGUAAACAAUCAAACGAGUGGAGCGUUCCGAACAGGAGUCAAUGAUCCUAUUGUUAGCAAAGAUAUAAAUGUGACAGAAUCGCUUAGUACUCCAAUAUGUGUUCAUAAUUUUUUAUUUAAAAAUAUUAACGUGAAUUCGAGAACGACUUAUUUAAUUUUGUUAUUAAAUAAUUUUUUCAGAACAAAGGAGAUUGACAAAAUGAUAAUAUUUUUUAUUUUACAAAUAUUCAUUAGGGAUUGUAAAACUACCAUUAAUAUACUAAAAAGGGAUAAUGAAUCUUUUAAUUUUUUGAAAUAUGCGCUUCGAAAUAUUUUUAUUUAUAAUUUGAAUAUGCAAAAAUUUAACAAUUGUUAUGUCAUUUCGAAUAGAACUAUUAAAAUGCAAAAAAUUCUUAACAACUUUGUUGAUCUGCCUUUAUUAUACUUUUUGAAAAAUGUUGAAAAUAGAAAAAGUAGAACUUUAUUCAAAAUGAAAAAUAGAAUUUAUAAUCAAACUUCUUCCAAAAGCAAGGAAAUACUUAACACGCCCAACUGGAUCUCCUACCUCAAAAAUGAGAAAAAUCAAAAUGGAUUCAAGGAAGAUGAAGAAGAUGUCAUGGUGGUGGAUGAUGAUGAUGAUUACCAUGACUAUGACGAUAAAAGGGUUGGAAUAAGAGAAGAUCACGACGCAGUAAGGAAAUUCCAUCAAAAGAAUAGAAAAAGGGCAUCUAUUAUUAUUACUGAAAAACAAAAUGAUAAAUUGGAUAGAGGAAAUUGCAGGAGACGUUCACUUGAUCAUGUGGAUAAAUACAGGACAGAGGAAGAUAGUCUAUCAUACGAUGAGACAAGCGAGUGUAGCAUCAACAAGAAGUAUAAAGAGAGGGAUAAUAACUUCUCUUAUGGUGAUAGUUUCUCCACGGAUGAUGAUUACUUCUCCAAUGAUGAUGAUGAGUUCUCUUAUGGUGAUGGCUCUUCUCAGGAUGGUAGGAAUUUCUCCUAUGAUGAAAAAGACGAAUCAGUUGAUGAAGAAAAGAAUUUCAAAGACAAAGAUGCUACAGGAGUUAACAAUUUGUCUAGGAAAAACUUCCAUUAUUUAAGUGGAGAUGAUUAUGAUGUUCAUGAUAUAUAUAACAAUGUCAAGAAUUACAAAAAUGAAAAACAUAGAAAUGCAAAGAAAAUAUAUAGAAAAAAAUGUAACAGAAGAUGGAAAAGGAAUGUACAAAAAUUGGAUGAUGAAUUUAUUACACAGUAUAGACGAAUGAAAUUAAAGAAAAAAAAUGAACUAAAAUAUAUAUAUGAUUGUCUAUCCGAUGAUGAUUUGAUAGACACAAUUAAAAGUAAAAAAAUUUGUGUAUUCUAUGAUGAUAAAGAAAAGGAAGAAGAUAAUGACAAUUUGAAUUUGUAUAGUUUAUCUUCAGAAAAUUUAAAUGGCAACUAUUAUAGAGGUGAUUAUUAUAAAGAAAUCAAAUCUAUUGAUUCAAAUCUUAUAGGAUACUGUAGUUCUUAUAAUUUACUUCCCAUAAACAAUUUCUACACAGAAAAAUAUGAUUUUCUAGAAAAUGAACUUGUAUAUACCAGCGAUUUGAAGCUCUAUCUCUACGUGAAAUCAUUUAAGAGACAUACAUAUUUUAAAAGAUUACUGGGAAUUGAAAACGCUACUCAUGGAAGAAUAAAUAACACCGACUUACCUUCCACUGUUAGCACUAAGGAAAAAGGGGCAAUUACAUCAGGUAUUUAUUUGUCUGGAGAAAAAGAGGAAAAAAAUGAACAGCACAAUGUUAGCGUUACAAAUCAAAGAUCAGAAGAGGAUCAAGAACGUGAAGUAGAAAAAUACAAUGGAGGAGAAAGAAAAGGAAAUGCAAGAACAUCGUCCCCAUUUUUAAAUGUUGAAAAAAGAAUACCAGGAAAUAAAGUUGGAUGUGGCAUAGGAAGCAGCUGCAUUAACAGAACUGAGGAUGAAAAUCCUUUUCAUCCAAACGAAGGAAUUCAAUAUGAUGAGACGAAUGAGGCAAAGGAUAUAGAAAGAAUCAUAGAAGGUGAAUUAAAAUUUUAUGAUUUCUUUAACAGAUUAAACAAAUUUAAUGAAAACAUGGUGGCCCCAAAUAUUUAUUAUGAUAAUAAUAGGGAUGAAAAAUUAAAAUAUAUUGAAUAUUUAAAAAAAUCUUUAGAUAAGGAAAAAUUAAACACAGAAAAGAGAUAUAAAGAGGAUUUACUCAUCCCAAUAAAAGAUUUGUUGAUAGAAAAGAAAAAAGAAACAGAAAAAAAGUUAAGUACAGAAUUGAAAAAAAAAGUUUUUUUUUUAAAUAAUGAAUUGUGUGAAUGGAUUGAAUUAAGUCAUUUGCUAAAUGUAGACAUUGAUUAUAACGAUAUAAGAGGAUUAAAUAAAAAUAAAAUUCUAAACAAUUAUAGUAAAAUUCCAAUUACAAAACUUAUUUUGUACUUUUAUGAAAUUAUUACGAGAAAGUUUUUAUUUCUCAACAAUUCAGAUUCUUUGAUUGAAAAUUGUGUAUUAUCACUCCUAGGAUUGUCAUUUGUUCCAUCCAAACAAAACGAAAAAAAAAAUCUCCUCAUGUUGAUAGAUGAAGGAAUGGAAUUAGAACAACAGUGCUUUUUGAAUACCAUGAUAAAUUGUGUCAUUGUAGACUUUUCCACGUUCGACAGCAUACGGGAUUUGAUACAUGUGGAUUACGACCCUAUGGAAAAUUUCACGAACGAAGAGGAGGAAGAACAUGUCAAUCACAACCGUGUCGAUUACAGACGUGCUGAGUACACAAAUACUAGUGGCAUUACCCAUGUUACUCGUGCGUUAGGGCCAAAUUUUCACACACAUGAACAUAACAAACACGUGAAAUUUUUCUCUAUGAAGGAAAAAAGCAAAGAUUACUACAGAAAUAAUAUCCAUUUGAAUCGGCUAAACAAUUGGAAGCAAUACAACAUAUUCGAAAAAAAUUCUUAUUUUGCAAAAAGUUUGAACAUUAUAUAUAUGAUUUCAAAGAACAAGAAAAUGAAAGAUUACAUAAUCAGCCUAAUAAACAAUAUGUGGGUCAACAAAUUUAACGUGUUUUAUUAUAUAACACAAUAUAUAAACGUAGAAAAAUUAAAAGAUACAGAAAAAAUUCUUUUUUUAAAAAUCUCGUUUCAUAUUUUAAAUAUAUUUGUUCCCAUCAUUGAUAAUAUAUUAAAUAAUAUAGAUAAACACGUCGACUGUUUUAUGAACAUUAAUUUUAUUAUGAAUGACCAGGAUGAUGAUGAUGAUCUAGAUGAAAAAAGAAAGGGGAAAAAAACAUUUUCUCAGAAUCCUGCACUAGAAAAAACAGAAACACAAAUAAAUACUUCAAUAAAUGAUGUGUCAGAAAAAAAGGGUAUCAAAAGGGAGACUCAAAAUUAUAGCUAUUUUAAAAAUGUGAAUCCAUUUGACAAUAUUAUCAAUAAAGAAAAUUUUAAUGAAAAGAAAAAUCUUUUUGAAUUCUUAAAUCCAAUUUUUAAUCAUGAUAAUUUAAAAAAUUUCAUAAAUCAUUAUAUACAUAUUAUAAAAAAUUACAAUGACAGUUAUUUAAAACAUUACAUUUAUCACUAUUAUCUGUUCAAUUAUGAUUUCCAUUUUCAAAACAUGUAUAACUUUACAAACACAGAAUUUGUGCAUUAUAUAAAAAAUGAUAAUCUUAUUCGUCAAGAUGGAAUUAAUACAAGUUCUCACUUCACAAGUGAUAAAAGUGUUAAUAUUUUGUAUACUAGCAUAAUAAACACCUAUGUGAACUUUUGCAAAAUACUGAAUAAUACAAGUACUAGGAAGAGGAGAGAUUGGCAAGAAGAAUUUAGUGCAAUGAACAAUCAACUCUCAUCUAAAGACAUUUUCGAAGAAUCUGCUAGAACACAAGAAGAAGGAAUCAUAUCUGAAACUGCAGAAAAUGGUACCAACCACCCCGUUGAACCUUUGAAAAAUACCCACCUGAACAGUUCAGGUAAAAAUUUCAACUUUGAGCACUUGAAUGAUAUUAUUGGAAAUAAAACAUACCUGCGAAGAUUUUUCAACAAGUACUACCUCAACAGGGGUUGUUGCUUGCAGGGGUCAAGGAAUGAAGAAGAAGAUGAAGAGGAAGCCAUUACACGAGUUCGAAACCGAAGUGCUGGAAGAGGUAGAAGUGGUAGAAGAUUAACAAAGAGAAUGAUGUGCAUCACAGCACGUGCGAAGGAACAGCAGUACCUAGAAAAGAACGUCUACAUUUUCAACAGUUUGAAUUACCUGAACAUUAACUACAAAAAUUGGCUUGUCGUGUAUAAAACAUAUAUUGAAAAAAUUACUUACCUGGUAGACGUAGUUUUGAAAAUUAAAAAUAACACAAUAAACAAAAAAAUUCACUAUUUGAAGAAUUACUUUUACAUAAUUAAUAAUAUUCAGAGGCAUCUAAAAGGAAUAACAUACAUAAUAAAAUCAUCUCAUUAUAUCAACUUUAAUAUACAGAUUACUCCAAUCCUGUUUAUAGUAUAUCUAUUUAUUACAAUUUUCUUCUUUUCUCAUAAUAAUAAAUUUGCACUUAGAUAUUUGACUCGAACAAAUAGAGGAUUCAACAAUUUGUUUAGAAGCAAUAAGAAGAAGAAGAAAUCUGCUCUCAUGGAUGAUUCUCAAGACACUGGAGAAGCUUGUGACAUGGAGUAUGAUUCUGAGAAUAAUAACAUCCAUUUUGGAGGAACUUCACGUGAAAUGAACAGACGAAGCAUCUUAAUGGAUGACAACAUGAGUUCUGAAAGGAGUAGAACUCAUUCCAUUCAUGAUGAAAUAGAAUCCAUGAAAAGAAAUAAAUUAAGUUCAGGAAUCAAUUUGCACUCAGAUAAAUACAAUCAAUAUACAUAUAAUUUAAGUAACUAUGAGGGAAAUGAUAAGAAUGUUCAACGAGAUGAAAAAUUCAAAAUAGAUCAUUUGAAAUAUCACAAGAAAUUAAAAAUGUGUAAUAACUUUUCUAAACAAAUUUUAAAUAAAGAGUUUAAAAAUAAUGUGUUGAAAUUUCCAAAAAAUUUUGCUAAUACAGAUGAAUAUAAUGGUGAUAUUGUUUCUUCCACUCGUUCAUUUAGUUCGAAUACAAGGAAGAAGAACCCUCUUUUCAGAUUAAAAGAAAAUCAUAAGAAUGGUUACAACAGUGAUGCUCGUGUGUGCAAUUACACGAGCCAGCACUUGUUUGGAGUAGGAAAUACAGAAGAUGAUGAAGAUGAAGAAGGUGAAGAAGGUGAAGAAGGUGAAGAAGGUGAAGAAGAAGAUGAAGGAAGAAAAAGAAGGGACGGUUUAAACAUCAAAAUUGGGAAGAAGGAAAUUUACUACAAUGUGCAUAACGAAUAUGCAAAAUUGAUUCUAAAGAGUAACGAAUUUUUUGAUGAUUUAUUAGAAUUACUUAUAAUAUUAAUUACAAAAAAGCACCCCAUAUUGAAUAAGUACACAAUCAUAUACAUUUACGAGUGUCUGUAUACUCUUUUAAAUAUUUAUCAUUACAAUUAUGUGUAUAGUGAAGAACAUAAGCUGGGCCAAAGUAAAAAUAUGUUUCUAUCCCUUAUGAAAAGAAUCGAUCAAGAUAUACUUAACGAUUUUAUCAGCAAUUUGUUUAUAGAUUCAUAUAAGAAUUUCUUUAUUAAUAAAAAUUCUGUUAUUCCAAUUUAUUUUUACAACAACAUUUACAAGUUUAUUGAUUACAACACGGAAGUAUUUUUAUACACAAACCAGAAGUGUGUCUCCAGGGACUACGAACUUAUGGACGUGCACCCUGUGUAUGCAGAAGGGAAUACAAGCAGAAGCAAGGGUGAUGAAGGAGAAAGACAAAAAAGUUAUGGGGAUAACGCAGCAAUGAUGGGAACCUCUUCUACAAGCUUGCGUGGAGGAAGGGGAGGUACAUCGAUGAUGCACGAAUUUUUUGAAGAUACGGAUGAUUAUGAAAAUAAGAAACUAGUAAGUUUCCACUUCAAAGAUCACUUUAAAAAUAAAAUACAUUUAAAUAAUAAAAGUUUGAACUUUUAUGAAGAAGUAUAUUGUUGUAAUUUUUUGUAUAAUCGAAACGAUCUAAAUGUUCUGAGCAUCAAUUUGUUAAUAUUUCUACUUAACAAAAUAGGUAUAUACGAAAUAGAUAUAAAGAUUGAUGAGAAUAAUAUCAAGAAUUUAAUUAAAGGAAAUUUAUUUUUAUUUCAUAAAAAUGUGGAAGAAAAACAAAAUGAAAAUAAAAUGUUACACACAUGUUUUUUAUUGAGUUCUUUAUGUGACACAACGUAUGUGAACGAAUUUGUACAAAAGGAAAAUUUAUUUAAUCUUUUUCUAAAGAGUAACAUAUUUGAUAAUAUGUAUGAAUAUAAAUUUAAUUAUCUCUCUAGUAGUAUACCCUUUUUAACAUUUCCCACCAAUUUCUUGAAUAAUAAAAAUAUCUAUCUUCCACUUCCUAUGCUUAUUAUUUCCUACAUCACAGUUAUAUUAAAAACGGUUGAUAAGAAGGGUUUACAUUUGUUCAGAUGGAUUGGGAAUUGGAUUGUUAAAAAUAUUCAUAUUUUUGUUAACCAUUUAAUUGUAAAUAAUUACUUGAUGAAAUCCAAUGAAAUUACUCAUGAGGUUAAUAAUUUUACUACAUAUAACCACGAGUUGAUAUACAAGUGCUUGUGCUAUGCAUCUACUUGCAAUUUUUCCAAACAGAAAGGAUCAGCAGGAGCAGGAGGAACGAUUCAAGAAAAUGCACAAUUUGGUAGCUUUUCCAAUGACAGAAAUGAAGUACCUACAUCUACAGAUGCAGUUGGAAGCAAUCCACUAAACCAUUUGGAUCAUAGCAAAAAACAGAUUCAAGGGGAUUGGUUUGACAGUCGUCGUUCAUAUCUGAACAACAAUAAGAAAGGGAACUCAGAAGAAUGCAUAAAUCACGCUAACAUUAGCUUAGUUAAUUUGGACAUCAUAUAUUGUAGCACAUAUUACUUGCUUAGGUUGUACAAAAAUUAUCUCUUGUAUAUACACCAAAAUUACUUGAGUUUAAAAAAACUGAAGAUAAUGAAAAAAACGUCCAGAAGCAAGAAACUGUUGGGUUCUAGAAGAAGUGCGAGAGCGAAACAGAAGAGAAGUAAAAAUGUUGUUAUGGCACAUGGGUUCAUGGAAUCGGAUGAUGAAGAUGUUGUUGGAGCUAAUCACGAAAGCAAGGAUGUCACCACUGCCCAUGCUGCUGCUAAUGAGGAGGAGGAGGAGGAGGAGGACUACAGUGAUAGUAGUGAUAGUAACAAUAGUGUUGAUACUAGCGAUACUAGCGAUAGUAACAAUAGUAACGAUAGUAGCGGAGAUGGAAGAAGUGGAAACAAUGGUUGGGGUGAUAAUAUGAAAGGAGAAUUACAUGAACAUAUGAAAAGAAAAAGAAAAAAACAAUCUGGUACAAAUUUGACAUAUGGAGAAGAUUAUUUUGUACAUGGGGACUACUACUACUACAAUCAUGGUGAUCAAGAGGGUACGAGAUUUACGCAAGGGGGAAAGAAUAGCACAAGAAUUGGUGAUUUAUUGAGUGAAAAGAAAAUGCAGAAUAUGGCCGCAGCGUAUGAUUAUUCACAAGGACAAGAAUACAUGCAACAAGCUUCCAAUGAUGAGGAUUUUUUUGUGGAUACAUCCCUAAAUUUCGAAUUUAAUGAAAUAUCUCUAAACAUUUGUAACAUAAUUAAGGAACAUAAUUACAUCCUUCAGUAUAUUAAAGACUUACUUAAUAUUUUAUCCAUUUUUGUAAUUUAUGACAUAAGUUUGAAAGAUGAAAAUGAUUUAUUGAAUAAGAAUUUAAAUAAUAGCACUCUUGAAAAAAGAAGAAAAAAUAUUAGAACUCAUAGGAUUUUACAAAAUAUUAUUCCAAAAUAUUCCAUAAAAUUUCAUUGCAUUAAUUUAUGUCUUGACAUAAUUGAAUAUGAUAUUGGACUAUAUGAUGAAUAUGUGCAACAAUCAAAAACAAAGUAUUAUGAAUAUAUAAAAAUUAUUUUAAAAGUUUUUAUGAAUACUUGUUUUUAUUUUAUUAACAUUAUAAAGUUUGAAAAUUAUCACAUGUUAAAAAGUGUUUCCUUAGCCUUGAAAAAAUUGACAAAUAUUAUUUACUUCCUAUUGAAUAAUUUGACAAUUAAAGAAAAAUCAUCUGAACAAAAUUUUACUCUUCUAAAUAAAUUUAUUUACGACACAAGUGCGAUGGCCAAAAAUCCACAUGAAAUAACCACAGAAUUGUUUAACUCGGAUGACAAUAUCUUUAGUGAUAUAAAAAAGGGAAAUGUAUCUUCAGUACCAGGAACGUACGAAGCAUCAUCAUGUGGUGUAUAUAGUGGACAAUAUGCAUCUGGAUUCACCACAAGCACAGCAGUUGGAGAAGGAGCAAGAGGAGGAACAACAACAAGUGCAGGAGGAGGUGCAUCAGACAAUAUUAAAAAAUUCUUUGAAAAUAUUGAAAUUGAUAUUCAUGUAUUGAAGAAAAUACUCACAUGUGUCAUCUACUUUACCUAUGCUAUGUUAAGCAAUCAGAAAGUCAACAAAAUUAACAUUGAAAAUAUUAAUCUAAAUCACAUUAACAAAAUAAACUUGAAGAAAAUUGCGAAUGCUUACCUUGAGAAAAACAACAUCCUCAACGUAUUUACUUUCAUCCUACAAAGGUCUACGCAGAUUUAUUACCUCCUCUACAAUUAUGCGGUGGAAGCCAUUUCUAUGCGAAGAUAG